AUGGACCACCUGCUGACAUCUGGAGCACCGCCUGCAUGGAUCACAUCGCUCACAAUCAUCGAGCUGCUCGGCCCGAUCCCUCUGCCCUUCGCUCUGUCUGGCAGGUACUCCAGAGAGUACUUCAACAGGAGAGGUGAGCUGCGUCACAUCUCCAGCCUGAAGCCGUGGGGUCUUUUUGAGGUUCUGCUGGAGAAAUACGAGUGGCCGCUGGAUCAGGCGGCUCAGUUCAGUGACUUCCUGCUGACCAUGUUGGAGCUGCAGCCUGAACGCAGAGCGACUGCAGCGCAGUGUCUGCAGCAUGCAUGGCUGCGGACGUGAACACACACACACACACACACACACACACACGGUCAGUGGUUGAGGGUUCGGUUGUUCGAAGUGUUUCUGUUAUUUCAUGUGAUGUGGGAAAUUGUGACGUUGACUGACUGACAGCUCUGUGGUGUGAUUCCUAAACUGAUGGAUGGAUGGAUGGAUGGAUUGGCUGUGCAGGGAGAAGCAGGUUUCAUUGAGGCUGAACCCACGUGUCCCUGUUAACCCUGCAGUGCCUGUGGUGUGUUCGCUGUCAUCCUGUUAAAGUGUUUCUUCUGUUUAUUUACUCACAUGUUCAGGUCCCACACGCACAGUGGGUUCAUUGGUUUUCCUCAGGGCUGAUGACAUCAUCGUGUCACACAGACCAAUAGUGUCUGAUUUUCAUGAAUGAACUGAAUCAUAUCUCUGACGUGUCACCUCAGUGUUUACUCUGGAUUCUUCUGUUCAGUCUCAGAUCAGCAGCGUGUGUGUGUGAGUGG
Messenger RNA from Toxotes jaculatrix (banded archerfish), 788 nucleotides. RefSeq names its product SRSF protein kinase 3-like. The transcript has 3 exons. Gene Ontology annotation, biological process: regulation of mRNA processing; spliceosomal complex assembly. Lineage: Eukaryota; Metazoa; Chordata; Actinopteri; Toxotidae. The record is from RefSeq and is a predicted model, not a curated record. Bases 1 to 318 code for a protein of 105 amino acids.